Molecule: messenger RNA, 1064 nt
Organism: Filobasidium floriforme
Lineage: Eukaryota; Fungi; Basidiomycota; Tremellomycetes; Filobasidiales; Filobasidiaceae
Exons: 4
Coding region: 156-617 (153 amino acids)
Source: RefSeq, a predicted model, not a curated record
GCGCGCCUUGACGUCAGAAUUCUCAGAAUGUCAUCGCCAAGAAAUAGGUCGAUCACGACCGUCUUGAAUCGUCUUGAUCGCAUACGAGAUCUCUGCGAAUAUACCCAGCACCUUUAUCGAAUCUCUACCAAACGAACAUAUACAACCUUCCAAAAAUGCCCGCCGCUGGAAUCCCCGUUUCGACCAACAUGGUCGAGUCCGCCGUCAUCAAGGCCCCCUUGACCGACGUCUGGCACUUGAUCAAGCUCCCCUCGUUCUCUCAAUGGUGGUCCGCCCUCGAAAAGUCCGAGGUCGUCAAGGGAACCUCUGACGAGACUGACAUCUACCGAUUCACCUUCAAGGACGGAACCAUCCAGGAGGUCAAGCAGGAGGAGCACAGCUCGCUCGAGUACUUUAUCACCUUCUCGAUCAUCUCCUCCGAGCCUGCCCUCUCCUACACCUCGUCUUUGAGCACCAUCCGUCUCUUCCCCGUCACUUCCGGUGCCGAGCAGGGUUCCACCUUUGUUCAGUGGACUGGAUCUUUCAGCGGUGAUGCUGACGCUGGUGUCUUGGCUGACGCCAAGUACAAGAGGACCGAAGGUUUGAAGGACCUGGCCGCUGCCGUCUCUAAGAAGUAGAUAGCAGACAUUCAAUAAGAGAAAACCGAUGGUCUGCGGACUGGCGCUGUCAAGUUUUUUAUGAUCCAAUCAAUAAUACGACCCGACGCAACAUGCCCGGCGUUUUUCCAAGGUUCUUAGCCAUGUUUAGCCAGACGGUUGGCAUACGUUCUACCAUAGGAGCAAUGGGAGAAUGAGAAGAAUGACAGGGAAGAGAAGGAGGUCUUUGAGAGGCAGAUGCGACGGAUCCAACCCUACAAGAUAUACCGCAAGGCGGGGUACAUUACUGCGAAGGCUAGGAACGCAGCGGGCAUGCCGCUCAAUGACUAGGCCUUUAGGAUGCAGAGACCAACAAUUUGAACCACUGGUCCGUUUUGUAUUCUUCUUGCUUCUUCAAUCAUCAUUUCUCAAAAUUGAAAUCUUUGUUCUCGUCGCGCCUCUCACAGCUCGUCUCGUAUAUACGCGAUA